Molecule: messenger RNA, 1332 nt
Organism: Metarhizium robertsii ARSEF 23
Lineage: Eukaryota; Fungi; Ascomycota; Sordariomycetes; Hypocreales; Clavicipitaceae
Product: Mannose-1-phosphate guanylyltransferase
Exons: 4
Coding region: 1-1332 (443 amino acids)
Biological process (GO): GDP-mannose biosynthetic process
Molecular function (GO): mannose-1-phosphate guanylyltransferase (GTP) activity
Source: RefSeq, a predicted model, not a curated record
AUGGCCGCGCAGACAGGUAUUGAGGCCGCAUUGGUCAAGAUCAUGGACGUCGUUCAGAAGCAGCAGGGUCGCCGUGAUAGCACUGGUCUCGCCGUCUUCACCCCUGGUGGUGAUGGCUCACUGCGGUCAUUCAGUCCUCACCCUCUGCCCAAGCUCUCUCCGGCCAUGAGAUAUAUCCCACCGCCUUCGCCCAGCCCGCAGCUAACUGUGCCCGCCAUGGACCGUGAAAUCCCUGGCUUCUACGUCAUCAUUCCUGCUGGUGGUGCCGGUACUCGUCUUUGGCCCCUAUCCCGUGAAAAUCACCCCAAGUUCCUCUUGGAUAUUGACCUUUCCGGGCGCAGCUUGCUCCAGUCGACAUGGCACCGUCUUGUCCCUCUUGCCGGAUCAUCCCGCAUGACUGUUGUGGCCGGACCAUGCCACUCCGAGUCCAUUCAAACCCAGCUCCCUCAGCUCGAGUCCGACAACCUCUUCACUGAGCCUGGUCCCAAAGACUCCAUGGCUGCCAUUGGCCUUGCUGCCGCCAUUCUCCUGCACCGUGAUGAAGAUGCUGUCAUUGGAUCCUUUGCCGCCGAUCAUAUGAUUGCCGGUGAGGAUGCCUUCCUCAACUCCGUCACUGAGGCUGUCAAGGUCGCCAAGGAGGGCUUCCUUGUUACUAUCGGCAUUGCUCCGUCGCAUCCCGCCACUGGUUUCGGCUACGUCAAGCUGGGAGACAAGUUGGAUGUUCCUAACGCUCCUUCCGCCCGCUUGGUCAGCGCAUUCAAGGAAAAACCCGAUGCUUAUACUGCCGCCAAAUAUCUGUCAUCCGGUAACUACCGCUGGAAUGCGGGUAUGUUCGUCACCAAGGCUUCUACUCUGAUGGACCUAGUGAAGGAGUAUGAGCCCGAAUUGCACAAUGACUUGACCAGAAUUGCAAAGGCUUGGGAAGACAAGACGCAGCGAGAGACUAUCCUCAACGAGGUGUGGCCUACGUUGGAAAAGGUGGCCAUCGAUAAUGCCAUUGCUGAGCCCGCUGCCGCUGAAGGCAGAGUUGCCGUGAUUCCCGCUACGUUUGGCUGGGACGAUGUCGGUGACUUUUCUUCCCUCGCCGAAAUGCUUCCCGCUGAGGCCAACUCCCCGAGGAUUCUUGGCGACCGUAACUUGGUUGUUGCCCAACAAGCUCCCGGUGGCAUCGUCGUUCCCGGCUCUGGCCGUCUUGUCGCCUGUCUCGGUGUCGACGACCUCGUCAUCGUCGACGUGCCAGACGCGCUCAUGGUCACUACUCGUGCCCGUGCGCAGGAAGUCAAGUCACUUGUUGCCAGCUGCCGUAAGGCUGGUUUCAAGAAUCUCAUGUAA